UUAAAUGGCAAAGAAAUCUUUAUCUGCCCAACAUUUUCUGGAAUGUGAUAAUUGUGAAGAAAAUCCUUCGAAGUCCUCUGUAAGACAUGUCCUGGCCAUCUUUGUCAGCACUGUAAAAAUGAUCACGAAAAGAAAAAAAAUGACACGGAACCAUGAGAUUGUGUCAUUAUCAUCAAACAACGAGAAAAUGUUGCACAUGUUAUAUUGUUCCAACCAUGCUAAGAAGAAACUAGAAUGUUACUGCAACCGUUAUGGAGAACCUGUGUGUACAGAGUGCAUUAUACAGUCUCAUAACGGUCAUUCUGUUGAAUCUUUGUCAACCGUUUACAAAUGUAUCACAUAUUAUGCUAAACAACAAAAAGAUAUAAUAAAUACAGUUCUUUUACCAAAGUUCAUAGAGUUGCUUUCGCAGGAAACGGCAAAAGAGUCAGCUUUAACAAGCAGAGCAGAGGGAAUCAAGAAGAAAAUUGAGACAUAUACACAAACUCUGGUUGAAAUGAUAAUAGCCAUUAGUACACAGACAGUUGAGGAUUUAUCCAAAAAAGAGAAAGAAGGACUCCGGGAAAUACAACAUACCAAGAUCAACUUAGUAGAACAGAUAAACGAAUUGCAGGUCAUGAGUGAAGCAAUAUCUGAAGAUAUUGAAGCUCAGCCAAAUAUCUCAUUUUUUAAAUUAGUUGAGAGAAAUGAUCUUGAAAGAUUUGAAACAACUUUACCAAAUAUUGAAUACUCUUUGAGCGACUUUCAACCUGGCAUUAUUAGAAAAGCUAUACAAGAAAACUUUGGAAUACGGCCAAUUUUAAAAAGAUCACGUCACAUAAAUUAUGCAGAUGUAGAAGGCACAGACAAAACUGCUCAAAGAAAAUACACUGCUGAUGAAAUGAAGCGUCGUGAACGUGAGCUUGAGUUAGAAAUCAAAGAAAAGUACAGAGGAGAUAUGCAGAGACGUCAUCCACGAACAUAAUAUGCAAAAGCAAACGACAUCAAGUGUUCCAUAUUAUGGAUUGAAAAAAAAUUUGCGCAAAUGAACAGCUGGUUAUAGGUACAAAAAACCAACAUCUUUAUCUCUGAUCUAUAUUGGUUUUUGAUUUACUUCCUAUUUCUAUAGAUCGCGAGGUUAAAUCAUAAAUAAAAAAAAUGAACAGAAGAAAUACGAAAAGACUGUCAUCCAUGGACACAUUCUUUCCAAAAAUGAAGGGACCUCAAGUGUUCCGUUCUACGGAUUAAGUAAUUUUGCGCAAAUGACAACUAGUUAUUAGUACAUGUAUGAAUAAUUUUAUUUAGAUGUCAUCUGUAUACAGAUUUUUUUUUUUCAUCCGUUCGCAUAUAUCCUUGUAUUAGGUUUUUUUCUCUCACCUAAAAACAAAAAUACAAAAAAUAUAUCGUCUGCAUUUUGAAAUAUGUAUUAUUCUUUUCUUAUUGCUUUGUAAUUUCUUAUCAAAAUUCUUAAUAACUCAGCACAUAAUAAAAAUAAGAGUUAAACCGAGUCUCUUUGCUUACAGCCUCCUAAAAUUUAGAUUAUUUUGAAUAGAAUCCUUUUUGUAAGACACAUGAAUUUAUAUUAUUAUAAAUGUUUUUUGAUAGGUCCUAAAUAGGCUUCCGUAAAUAUAUCAUAGAUUGACCUAAAUUAAAAUAUGUCGAGUGCCUGAUAGAUAAAAUUUUAUGAAAUCGGACCGAAAAUAGCCGACCAUGCAGUAUUGAAUUUUGUUUUGUAUUGUUCAUAAUGUCAUAUAUAAAAAAAAAUAUUGUUUCAUUAUAUAUCAAAAAAGAAAUAAGAAAAUAUUAACGAUGAAUCCUUAGAAAAUCAUUUGAUAAAAAUAGUUUCGUAAGCAUGUUCAAUUUUUUUUACAAUAUAUUUUAAAUAUUUUGAUAUACAUAUCGCAUUUAUUAAUAUUUUUUUAACUUUUAAAACACAAUUCGUUCUAAACGACUAUUUUAUUAGUUUUCAUUAGAAUGAAAAAAAAUCUGAUUAUGCUUGAAUUGUUUAUUCCUUACAAUAAUGUUCGUUAUAAAUAUGUGCAGUUUCUGCUCAACUGAAUGACAGAGGGAAAUGCUUUCCUAAUUUACACCAGUGAACUUGUUACAUGCAUACUCAGAAAAAUUAAACAGCAUCGCUUGUUAUUUUUUUUCCUUGUGAUAAACAUUUAACUAGAAUAAUGCAUACACUUUGUAGAUUAAUAAUUAUUGUACAUCGGAUGAUAAAGCUUGAUAUAUUUUUAG
This is a messenger RNA of Magallana angulata, 2220 nucleotides long. Its product is annotated as tripartite motif-containing protein 45-like. Gene Ontology annotation, molecular function: zinc ion binding. Bases 5 to 964 code for a protein of 319 amino acids. The record is from RefSeq and is a predicted model, not a curated record. The transcript is spliced from 3 exons. Lineage: Eukaryota; Metazoa; Mollusca; Bivalvia; Ostreida; Ostreidae.